This is a messenger RNA of Zingiber officinale, 1299 nucleotides long. RefSeq names its product plant intracellular Ras-group-related LRR protein 1-like. Gene Ontology annotation, molecular function: protein binding. Lineage: Eukaryota; Viridiplantae; Streptophyta; Magnoliopsida; Zingiberales; Zingiberaceae. The transcript has 4 exons. The record is from RefSeq and is a predicted model, not a curated record. Bases 75 to 1103 code for a protein of 342 amino acids.
UUCUCCUCUGUUCUUCCUCACACUGAAGCUUCUUCUUCUUCUUCAACAACUUCUUCUUCUUCUUCUUGUUGAAGAUGGAAAGAGAGACGGGGGAGAGAUCGGCGGACGGAAAGGAGGAGGAAGAGGUGGACUUGAGUGGCAUGUCCUUGGAUUCCCUUCCCAAUCCUUCUUCCUUUAAUCUCGGCCUCAUCACUAAGCUCGACCUCUCAAACAACAACCUCGAGAUCAUACCGGAGUCGGUGACGGCGAGGCUGCUGAACUUGGUGGUGCUCGAUGUGCACUCAAAUCAGCUGAGGACGCUGCCUAAUUCCGUAGGCUGCCUCUCGAAGCUCAAGGCCCUCAACGCCUCCGGCAACCUCCUUGAGUCCCUCCCUAAAACCAUCGAAGACUGCCGGGCACUGGAAGAGCUGGCGGCCAACUUCAACAAGUUGACGGCGCUGCCGGAGACGAUGGGGUUCGAGCUACACCACCUUCAGAAGCUCGCCGUGAAUUCCAACAAGCUCGCUUUCCUCCCUUCCUCCACCUCCCACAUGACCUCCCUCCGCGUCCUCGACGCACGCCUCAACUGCCUCCGCUGCCUCCCUGACGGCCUCGAGAACCUCCUCCGCCUCGAGGUCCUCUCCGUUGCCCACAACUUCCACCACCUCACCGCCCUCCCAGACUCCCUCGGCUUCCUCCGCUCCCUCCGCGAUCUCGACGUCAGCUACAACGCUCUCACGCACCUCCCCGCCUCCCUCUCCUGCCUCACCGACCUCCGCUCCCUGCACGCCGAGGGAAACCCCCUCGUCGCCCCGCCGCCGAGCGUCCUCGACCAGGGCAUCGACGCAGUUCGGGACUACCUCGCCGCCAAGAUGCUCUCCGCCGAAGACGAGGAGAUGAAGAAGAAGAAAAAGAAGCAACAGACGACGUCGCCGGCGUGGAUGAAGAAGCUGGUGAAGUGGGGCACGUUCCCAUCGGCCCGACACGUGGACGUCGGCGACGGGAUGGACAUGGCGGAGUACCGAUCGAUCGACGGGAUAAGAGACGCGUCGCCGAGCUACGUCGGAAUCUUCUCCCCCCGCCGUCUCUUCUCCCCGCGCAGGGCGACAACGCCACGGAACUAGAGUCGUUAUGUUCCGUUACCACUUUCCAUUUUAGUUAUACAGAAGAUGACGUCAACGACGACUGAUGAGCCAGAUGGGGGCCACCGGGACCCGCACCAUUGACCCAGCUCGAGUCUGCGACAUGACAACCAUCGCUACCGCAGCCGCCACCGGCCACCGAGUGCCUACUCGUCCACGACGACCGAUGGUGGAAGGA